AUGGCUACCACAAUUCUUCGGCUCGCUCGUUUCUCACAGCGUGCCUCCUUCUCUAGGUCUACAUUAGCAGCGAAUACCUCUCAGCAACGGGCUAUGUCACUACAGUCCUAUGUAGUUACGCCAAAGGAGCUCCAUGAGGCCUUAAAGGAGAAUGUGCCAACAAAAAUAUCCUCUUCUCCUCGGGUUAUUCCACUAUGUGCCGCUUGGUUCAUGCCCAAUGAUCCAGAGGGUCGCACUGGGCUCAUGGCAUUUAAGAAGAAAAGAAUCCCUAAUGCGCGCUUCUUCGACAUUGAUGUUGUGAAAGAUACCAGUUCCCCUUAUCCUCAUAUGCUUCCGUCGAAGGAGAAAUUUGCUGAAGCCAUGCAAUCAAUGGGAAUUCGUCGUGAUGAUCGAGUGGUAGUAUACGAUACGGAAGAACAAGGGAUACUCAGUGCUCCUCGCGUUGGAUGGACCCUCAGAGUAUUUGGACACCCAAAUGUGCAUGUUUUGAAUAAUUUCAGGAUGUGGGUUAGGGAAGGGUACCCUGUCGAGGAAGGCGAAGUGACUCCCAAUGAGCCAUCAGACUACAUAGUGGAUGAAUACCAUCCGAACAGAGUGGUCCUCUUUGAAGAGAUGAAGGAAAUGGGGCAAGAUUACGGGAAAGAAGGUUCCGAUGCGGUCCAGAUCUUAGACGCCCGGCCUGCUGGUCGAUGGGCGGGAACAGACAAGGAGCCCAGAGCUGGGCUUUCCUCGGGUCAUAUGCCGGGAUCACAGUGCAUACCACUUGGAGAAUACCUUGACCCAGAGACGAAAACACUGCGCUCUCCUGACGAGUUACGGCAAUUAUUCGAGUCAAAGGGAGUUGAUCGAAAUCGGCCGGUAAUCACCACUUGUGGAUCUGGAGUUACGGCUGCCGUUAUUGAUCUUGCAUUGGAACAGGCGGAUUACAUCCCCCAGGAAAACAGACGAGUGUAUGACGGAAGUUGGACUGAAUGGGCGUCGAGAGUGACGGAAGAGAGUGGCCUUAUCCGGAAGAUCUAA
This is a messenger RNA of Trichophyton verrucosum HKI 0517, 1020 nucleotides long. RefSeq names its product thiosulfate sulfurtransferase, putative. The transcript is spliced from 2 exons. The coding region runs from base 1 to 1020 and encodes 339 amino acids. Lineage: Eukaryota; Fungi; Ascomycota; Eurotiomycetes; Onygenales; Arthrodermataceae. Gene Ontology annotation, biological process: transsulfuration. The record is from RefSeq and is a predicted model, not a curated record. Gene Ontology annotation, cellular component: mitochondrion. Gene Ontology annotation, molecular function: thiosulfate-cyanide sulfurtransferase activity.